This is a messenger RNA of Meloidogyne enterolobii, 474 nucleotides long. Lineage: Eukaryota; Metazoa; Nematoda; Chromadorea; Rhabditida; Meloidogynidae. The record is from the annotation of a GenBank genome assembly.
AUGAUUAUUCUCGGUGAUGGGUUACACAAUUUUAUUGACGGUGUUACCAUUGGUGCUUCAUUUUCUGAGUCGUUAUUGAGCGGUAUAAGUGUUAGUGUGGCUGUGCUUUGUGAAGAAUUCCCUCAUGAAUUAGGGGAUGUUGCAAUCCUUUUAGACUCGGGUAUGACAAUGCGUCAAGCAUUGUUUUACAAUUUACUUUCUGCUUUAACUUGUUAUAUUGGAUUCAUUAUUGGAGUUUUAAUUGGAAAUAUAACACACACCUUUGCUGCUUAUACUUUUGGGUUUGCUGGAGGAAUGUUUUUAUACAUAUCGCUUGGCUGUAUGAUGCCUGAAAUGAAAAAUGCAAUGGAAAAAGCCUUAAAUGUUUCACGCAAAAGUGGAUUGGAGGUUUUAGCACUUCAAACGUCAGGACUAUUAACAGGGCUAGCAUGCAUGUAUUUAAUGGCGCGUUAUGGGGAAAAUAUAGAAUUUUAA